UAUAAUUUACUUCCAUUCAAAUUUUUCUUAGAAAUAUUUUUCAUGCCGGAAAUAUGUUUAAUAUUAUUUUAAAAGUUUGUUUCGUGUAGUUCAAUUGUGACAAUAUGGAAGAUGAAGUUGACUAUGGCGACUUUGACUACGAUUUUGGAUUUAUUGUCAGUACAAUUACCGAGCAUAUUUUUGUAGCCGAAUUCUAUGCUGCGAGUGUCGGAGUUCCUAUAAUUGUUCUUCAUCUUUUUAUUUGUUUUUUCAUGAUGAAACACAGUACGAAUACUUUGAUAAUUGCCAUAGGGUUUUGUGAUCUGAUCGUUUUUCUGACAAUUGCUCAAAAUAGAUAUAGAUAUUUUAUUUAUUUUGAUUUUGAUUGUAUAAACAUGGAUGGAUACACCUUCAGGCUAAUGCAAUGGAUUGGUGAUAGUCUUAAUGAUGCUUUCAAGCGAUGUUCUUUUUGGCUUGGAGUUGCUCUUGCAAUGAUUAGAUUUUUAAUAAUGAAGCUUCCAAACAAAUCAAGUCAGCUAUCUCACUUUAAAGUUGGACUCUUCAUAUUUCUCAUUUUUAUUCCUAUUAGUUUUCUAGUUUCAGCCCUGUUUUAUUUCGGGAAAGAAUUAAUAAAAAAGCAAUUGUCAUUUCAACCGGGGGAUAAAUGCAUAGAUUUGCCUGCAAACUAUUCUGAAGAUGCUUAUGAUAUCAACGACUAUCAAGCUGUUGUUUUUCAAAAAGCCAGGAAAGUUCAUAUGUUUAUUUCUGGAACUUCAGAUAUAUUGGUUGCUAUCACCUACCCUAUACUAACAAUACUUCUUUUUCACGAAUUGGUCAAGUCAUCCAACUUUUCUAACAAAAUAUUAUCAAAUAGACAUCAAAUGGAACGGCAACGUAUUGGCGUUCUGGUGUUAACCAUGACAAUAUUCUAUAUUUUGUCAAGUGCACCAGCUGCGUUUUUCUAUUUGUCUUCUUUUAUUUUAGUAUCAGCUUCAUCAUAUCUUAACUAUGUAAUUGGGUAUGGUAGUGUAUUCAUAUCAUUUUUCUACUGUAUAGUGGCAACUUCACAUAGUGUGAUUUGUUUUGCAUUGUCAUCAGAGUAUCGGCAAGUGGUUAAAAAAAUGUUGAGAAUAGGAAAGGAAAGCUCCUGGACAGUUAGCGCAACUACGGGCAGCGCACUAUCAUGAUUCCCCAACUUUCUAUUAAUUUUGAUAUGCUCAUAUGGCUUGUAUUUGUUUGUAUACUAGGAUUAUGCGAGGACCGAAAGAUUCAAGUCUUCAACAAAUUAGAUAUUUACUCGCAAACAUCAUUUCAAUAUAAACAACGUUUCUAUAAAUCUUCCAGUAUUUGUAUCCCCUUAUCAAUUUUCUAAACUUCUGGUCUCUUCAUAUUUUUUUUUCUAAACUUUUUUAAAAAACAUUUUCUCAAAAGAGGUGAAGUCUUUCCAAGUUUGUUUAUUCAUAUCAAUUUGUUGAAUUUCCAAUUUUUGAAUAUGUCUCUGCUACCACUAAUAAAGUUAAAUAAAUACAAUA
Molecule: messenger RNA, 1511 nt
Organism: Caenorhabditis elegans
Lineage: Eukaryota; Metazoa; Nematoda; Chromadorea; Rhabditida; Rhabditidae
Gene: srw-71
Product: G-protein coupled receptors family 1 profile domain-containing protein
Exons: 4
Coding region: 105-1166 (353 amino acids)
Biological process (GO): G protein-coupled receptor signaling pathway; signal transduction
Cellular component (GO): membrane
Molecular function (GO): G protein-coupled peptide receptor activity; G protein-coupled receptor activity
Source: RefSeq, marked reviewed